Erigeron canadensis is the source of this 1545-nucleotide messenger RNA. Its product is annotated as receptor-like protein EIX2. Gene Ontology annotation, molecular function: protein binding. The coding region runs from base 1 to 1545 and encodes 514 amino acids. The record is from RefSeq and is a predicted model, not a curated record. Lineage: Eukaryota; Viridiplantae; Streptophyta; Magnoliopsida; Asterales; Asteraceae. The transcript is spliced from 2 exons.
AUGAAGUCUUUUCUUGUGUUUUUGCUGCCACCUAUAUUAUUUUUUAUGAAUAGUGGUUUUUUUAGUCUGGGGCUCACACAAGAUGCCAAUACCACGGUAUCCGGGUCAGGGUCCUGCAUUGAGAAGGAGAGGCAAGCGUUGUUGAUUUUUAAAAGCCACCUUGGUGAUGUGUUUAAAUAUUGGGGAAACGAUGAAGAAAAGCGGGGUUGCUGCCAAUGGGUGGGUGUUUAUUGUGACAGCCACACUGGUCAUGUGAUCAAACUUGAUCUUCAUGAUAGAGGGUUGAACGGAUCCGUAAAUGGUUCCCUUGGAAAUUUGAGUUCUCUUGCACAUUUAGACCUGUCUACUAACAAUUUAACUGGAAACUUGCCCAAUACUGUUUGUCAACUUCCAAAACUUGGUUACCUUGAUGUUAGUAACAAUUCUUUAAACGGAAACAUACCUGACUUCAUGGGCUGUCCAUCUUUGUCGACCUUAGACCUCUCAAGUAAUAAUUUUACUGGAGAUUUGCCUAACAGUGUGGGCCAACUUACAAAUCUUCAUUAUCUCGACGUUAGUGGCAAUUCUUUCACCGGAAACAUACCUGACUUCACGGGCUGUCCAUCUUUGUCGACCCUAGACUUGUCUAAAAACAACUUUACUGGAGAUUUGCCCAUCAGUGUCGGUCAGCUUUUAAAACUUAGUUAUCUUGAUGUUUCAUCCAACUCCCUUAAUGGUGCAAUCUGUGACCAACAUUUUCAAAACCUCACCCACUUAAAUUUUUUGGAUCUGUCUUUCAAUUCCUUUUCAUUUGAUCAGUUGAGGUCCAUUCCUUCUCAAUUGGAGACGAUAAGAUUACAAUCUUGCAGGUUGGGGCCUAGUUUCCCUUUCUGGCUCAAAACUCAAAAAAGUUUUAUAUAUCUCGAUAUUUCAAGUGCUGGAAUAUCACAUAGCAUUCCUUCAUGGUUUUGGGGUCAGCUACCAUCCAGUUUGAAUUUUCUAAACAUCUCCUCAAAUGAAAUAAAAGAUGUGCUAGUAGAUAUAACAGUUGACUUCGAUCAGUACCCUGGAAUGGAUUUGAGUGACAAUCAUUUUGAAGGUAGGGUAUCACUGUUGCCUUCUAAACUUGCCGCAUUAAGCCUCUCUGGAAACAAGCUCUCCGGAAACCUCUCUUUCUUGUGUCAAAUUGAUGAGGCAAUUUCUUUGAUUGACCUCUCAAAAAAUUCAUUCACAGGGAGCCUUCCUGAUUGUUGGUCGAAAUUCCAAAAAAACUUAACAAUUCUUAAUCUAUCAAAUAACAAUCUGUCUGGGAAACUUCCUCCUUCUUUGGGAAACUUGUCUCGGCUGGAGGCAUUGUAUUUGCGAAACAACACCUUUGUUGGUGAACUUCCAAUGUCCUUGAGUAACUGCACAAAACUAAGGUUUGUGGAUCUCGGAGAAAACAACUUAUCUGGCGUGAUACCUGCAUGGAUAGGGGAAAGACUAACGGAGUUAUACGUUCUUGUUCUCCGAUCUAAUAGAUUCUUAGGUACUCUACCUACGCAAAUUAUCAGGCAAUAUUCCUGA